AUGGUGGCCGGUGGUAGUAGAAGGUGGCAGCCACCACCUCAUGGUGGUGGCGGUGGUUGUUCUAGUCACCCUCCUGGUGGCUAUUGGCGGCGACAGAAUUACAAAGCGCCGACAGCAGUGGCGGCCAAGGGCCACUUCCGACGACAACAACAGCCUGAACGACGUCGAACACUAGAGAAGAAUGGAGCCCACACACGGUCUCGGUGGGGGUGUUUCCUAGCCACUCACGUCAUUACGACAUCAUCAGGCAGCGGAGAGACCUUCCUCGUCGACGCGGCAGCAAGUAGAGCAGCAGCGUUGCAGCGGCGCUCACAACGGCAAUUGAAGAAGGAGAAGAAGAAUGAGAACGAUGGAGGCUUUGGUGUUCGCUGUAGCGUUUGGAUGGUGAGGCAGCGGCAACAGGAGGCUAGACUCGCCGGAUCGGAACACGAAUGA
Molecule: messenger RNA, 435 nt
Organism: Lactuca saligna
Lineage: Eukaryota; Viridiplantae; Streptophyta; Magnoliopsida; Asterales; Asteraceae
Source: the annotation of a GenBank genome assembly